Molecule: messenger RNA, 799 nt
Organism: Triticum dicoccoides
Lineage: Eukaryota; Viridiplantae; Streptophyta; Magnoliopsida; Poales; Poaceae
Exons: 2
Coding region: 44-649 (201 amino acids)
Source: RefSeq, a predicted model, not a curated record
GGAUCCGAUUACGAUUUCAGAAUUAAUUUGGAUCCAAGACAAGAUGUCGUCGACGGUCUCGACGCGACCGUCUUCACCGAAACUCGGCGAGCGCGACGACGUCAACGGGCUGGAGAGCUGGGACGAUCCUAUUCCCAGACGGUCGCAGUGGACCGUCCAGGACCUCUGCGAUGCGUUCGUCGCCGCCUCCAAGCACCAGCUCAGCCUAAUCCCCCAGCCGCCGCCCCGCGAGGAGCGCGCCCGGCUGAGGCAGGAGCGCGAGCGCAGCUUCCUGCUCAACGUCGCGCUCCGCAAGUACGCCACACAAAACAACGUACAGCAUAGCGAGUUACAACUCGUGGAAGUGAAAGCUAGGAACUAUGUCUUUGAAUGCCCAAGAUCCUACUUGCACUACAACAUUCUGGUGAGAUGCCCAGAUGGCACGCACACCAUGUUCUUCGCCGAGGUGGACCCUGAACGCGCUGGAGAGGAGGAUGUUCAUCUCUGCACCCCUCUGCAAGACACCGACAACAAUGGCUCCUGUUUCAGUUGCAAACACCGAGCCAGGGGCCUUAUGCAUCCCACCGGCGCUGGCUACUUGGGCGGGCACAUGGAAACCAAUUUCCUUGACUUUGAGCUUCCAGAUAGCAGUGAUGAUGAAUAUAUCUGAAUCUACAAACCUCCCUCUUGGCUGAAUAUUAGUCUGUGUAAUAAAGUCAGCUAUCUCCUCGGGAGUGGAGUUUGGUUUUUGGAUUGCUGUCACCGUGGAUGUAUUUUAUUUUAUUUUCAUUUAAAUGCUAUGUUUAGCAUAUAAUUUCAA